AUGGAUGGAAUAAUAUUCUCUCUCGCCCUGCGCGCGUCACCGGGGGCGUUCGCGGACGCGUGGACGCCGUGCGCGGGGAUGAGCGCGUUCGCCGUCGCGUCCGCGAUGGCGAUGGAACACGGCGCGCGCGCGUUCGAUCCACGCUCGACGGCGCAUCGCGCGGCGUGGCGCGAGAUGACGAUGGCGUACGCGCGCGUCUUCGUGACGUGGUUCGCGUGCGCGUGCGCGUGCGCGUGCGCGGCGACGCGGGCGUGGCGAGGGACGGCGACGAUGAGCGCGGUGGGCGCGAGCGCGACGCUCGACGCGCUGGGAACGACGGGUGAGCGCGAACGCGCGGUCGGACGCGCGCGACGCAUCGUGAUCGAUGGUAUGUGUCGCUCGGGGGGGGACGUGCGCGCGCGGGGGGGGGCGUGGGGGGCGUGCAUCGGCGCGUGGGCGGGCGCGGCGACGAUACCGCUCGAUUGGGAACGUCCGUGGCAGCGGUGGCCGGUGAGCGUCGUGCGAGGGAUUUGCGCGGGGAAGCUCGCGGGGGUGUGCGCGGCCGCGAUGUACAUCGUCGCCGCCGAAAUCUCGGGGUACGAUCCGCGUGGGGACGUCGUAGAGACGAAGAAGACGAAGCGUCGGACGUCUCGUCGACGCGCGGAGUGA
This is a messenger RNA of Ostreococcus tauri, 648 nucleotides long. RefSeq names its product GPI biosynthesis protein Pig-F. Gene Ontology annotation, cellular component: endoplasmic reticulum membrane. The coding region runs from base 1 to 648 and encodes 215 amino acids. Gene Ontology annotation, biological process: GPI anchor biosynthetic process. The transcript has a single exon. NCBI's taxonomy places the organism in Eukaryota, Viridiplantae, Chlorophyta, Mamiellophyceae, Mamiellales, Bathycoccaceae. The record is from RefSeq and is a predicted model, not a curated record.